Molecule: messenger RNA, 1264 nt
Organism: Psammomys obesus (fat sand rat)
Lineage: Eukaryota; Metazoa; Chordata; Mammalia; Rodentia; Muridae
Gene: Efcab12
Product: EF-hand calcium binding domain 12
Exons: 7
Coding region: 1-1056 (351 amino acids)
Source: RefSeq, a predicted model, not a curated record
AUGCAAAUCAUGAUUGGAGUUCCUCUGAAGAACCAGGAGCUGGAGGACAUAGUCAUCUACCUCAGCACUCUCGGGAAGCAGAAUGCCAUCACCACAGAUGCCAUCCUCAGCACCUACAAGCAAUGGGCACAGACCCAGCAGAGAGAGACCGUGCCCAUUGCCAGAGAGUAUUACAGGUUAUAUAUAAAGAAAACUUCCGUGAAGCACAUCUCAGACAAGCAGGAUGUCUCAUACCCGCAGACUCCCAAGAUGGACCUGCUGAAGGUGCCUGAGGUUGAUACAAAGAUGGAGGGGCGGCCUAUGACAGAGGAGGACAUGGAGGAUGUGGGCAGGCGUUACCGUGAGAGGCGAAGGAAGAACAAGCUCUGUCUUCCCUCCAUCCAAUACAUGGAGCGCUGCCGGCUGGUUCGAUCUGGGGUAAAAGCCUUUGAUGAGCACUGCCUGCCAUCCACCCUUUCUGGGGAGAUGGAGGAGCUGAUUAAUGUGAACCGCAGGAAUGACUUCCUGAUCUACCUGAAGUGCUGGGAAGUCUGCAAGGCCUACAAGCUCCCGCUGACUGAGGACAUCCUCAUGAGAGCACUACUGUAUCCAGGAGACAAGUUAAUUACUAUGAAACACGAAGUCCGCCCGAUCCGGCAACCUGGAGGCUAUUACAUAGACCAGAGGCUUGGUUGCAGUAUGGCUGAGUUUGGGGACCGCUGCCACCAGAACCUUGGGGAAAGGAAGACAGACAAGAAAACAACAGAGAAACUCAAGAAAAUGAACUUUCAGGAAUUCCAGGAAUUUACUUGGAACCUGGAGGAGAAGGGGCGCAGCAGUCUGUCCGGCCCCCACCCCAAUAACUUCUGGCCAGGUCACCUUCUGGACAAGCUGCGGCUCUACCUGCCCUCUGUGGCCAAGGACAAGAGUCUUGCAAUCUUCAACUUUGUAGAACACGGGUACCAUGGCCAUGCUUACCCUGCCAGUUACCAGCCUAGGGACUGGUGGCCCAUGAGAGACAAUUCUUAUGUUACCUAUGCCUACCACGAUGCACACAAGGUGUACUUCCUUAACUAGAGUGGCCUGCGGUGUGCUGGACCAGGGGCCCGCAACUGCAGACAUGAGAUGUCAAAGAGCCAUACAAAAGCAUUCCCAGGGAAGGUCUGGGGCUGUGUCCCCUGAUGCCACAGUCUCUCGUGCCUGGGAGUAUGGAUGUGUCCAGACCCACCCAUGGUGUGUUUUCUACCCUGUCAUGACCUCUGCCCUUUUAAAAUAAACCAGUUUA